AGAUAAGAAAGAGAUAAUAUAUAUAGUCUAAUUUUAAAAGAUAAAGAUAGAACAUAUAGAUACGUGAAAUACUUUUUUUCAAUUUAACAAAAUAUUAUGGAUUUGUGUAACUUGUUCUUGCUGCUGUUUGCUCUUUCAUCAAUAACGCUUCAAUUAGCAUAUGGAAGUUGCCCAAGCAGAUGGACACGACACGAGUCUAGCUGUUAUCACUUCAGUCAUGACACGGAGUCGGCUAUAGUUGCAAAUUUGGCUUGUCAACAGUUAGGGGGUACUUUAGUUGAGAUAGGAUCUGUCAGUGAGAAUACAUUCAUUGCUGGAUCUAUUAAAAACAAACAGGGAAAUUCUUGGUGGAUUGGUUUGAACGAUUUGAAGGAAGAAGGUGUUUGGGUCUGGAUGGGAAGUAAAUCUCCGGCAAGUUACUUUAACUGGCGAGCUGGAGAGCCAAACAAUGUAGGAAACAAUGAAAACUGUGUUGUUAUGGACAAAGGAAAAGAACAAUGGGUCGAUGGGCCAUGCCACAAUGUUUUACCUUAUAUAUGUGAAACGAAUGCUACAGAAACAGAAAUUAUUGGCUAACAUUGAAACAUUCUGUUAUGAUGGUUACUUUCUGUGUACGACAUUAAUAAAUGCAAAUGCUAACUAA
Ruditapes philippinarum (Manila clam) is the source of this 643-nucleotide messenger RNA. RefSeq names its product low affinity immunoglobulin epsilon Fc receptor-like. Bases 97 to 576 code for a protein of 159 amino acids. The record is from RefSeq and is a predicted model, not a curated record. NCBI's taxonomy places the organism in Eukaryota, Metazoa, Mollusca, Bivalvia, Venerida, Veneridae. The transcript is spliced from 5 exons.